GCACAUACUCGCUGUCUGUGAAAUGAUUAGCCGUUGUCACAUUUAGCGGCGUUUUUCUGAGUAAUGACCAUGCUGGGUAUGUAUGUGCCAGACAGGUUCGCUCUCAAGUCCUCUAAGGUCCAAGACGGAAUCGGGCUUUACACCGCAAGACGAGUGAAAAAGGGGGAAAAGUUCGGUCCGUUCGCAGGAGAGAAGAAGAUGGUGAGCGAACUGGACGACAGCAUGGACCCCCGGCUAAUGUGGGAGGUUCGAGGGAAUAAGGGGGAUGUCCUCUACGUUCUGGAUGCCAGUAACCCCCGCCAUGCCAACUGGCUGCGUUUCGUUCACCAGGCGCCAUCUCAGGAGCAGAAAAACCUGGCGGCCAUUCAGGAUGGAGAGAAUAUCUUCUACUUGGCUGUGGAGGACAUUGAGACAGACACGGAGCUCUUGAUUGGCUACCUGGACAGCGACAUGGAGGAAGAGGAGGAGGAGGAAGAAGAGGAAGUCAUCAAAGACGAAGAUGAAAACAGCAAAGAGGCCAAGCAUCUCACUGAGACAGACCUGGUGAUUAAGAAGGAGGACCACCCAUGCCUGCUGUGUGAGAACAACUUUCCCAGCGAGGAGGUGCUGGCUGCCCACCUGCAGAGCCUGCACCAGCGGCCCAGCAGCGACGACAAGGAGUUCAGGUGCCGGAGCUGUGGAAAGAGGUUCCCUGUCCGGCAGGCCCUGCAGCGCCACUUUGAGCAGCAUAAGGAGGCGUGCCGUGGAGACGCCAGGUUUAUCUGCAAGGCAGAAAGUUGUGGGAAGCGCUUCAAGAGCAAAGAUGCCCUGAAGAAGCACAGAGGAAAUGUCCACACAGGAAGUGCCCGCAGGAAACUGAUGUGCUCCAUCUGCAAUAAGAAGUGCUCAUCAUCGGCCAACCUGCAGGAACACCGAAAGGUCCAUGAGGUAUUUGACUGCCCCGCCUGUGACAAGAAGUUCAUCUCCACCAAUCAGCUCAAGCGUCACAUGAUCACUCAUUCAGAGAAACGGCCCUACACCUGUGAAAUCUGCAGCCGGUCCUUCAAGCGGCUGGACCAAGUGACCGCACAUAAGAUCAUCCACAGCGAGGACAAGCCCUACAAGUGCAAGCUGUGUGGGAAGGAGUUCGCCCACAGGAAUGUCUACAAGAACCACAAAAAGACCCACUCUGAGGAGCGGCCGUUCCAGUGUGAGGAAUGCAAAGCCCUGUUCCGCACGCCCUUCUCCCUACAGAGACACCUGCUGAUACACAACAGUGAGAGGACUUUUAAAUGUGACCAGUGUGACGCCACCUUCAAAAGGAAGGACACGCUCAACGUCCACAUCCAGGUGGUGCAUGACGGACACAAGAAGUACAAGUGUGACCUCUGUGAGAAGGCCUUCGUCACUCCGUCUGUGCUAAAGAGCCACAAAAAGACUCACACUGGUGAGAAGGAGAAGAUUUGCCCGUACUGCGGCCAGAAGUUUGCCAGCAACGGCACCCUCAGAGUGCACAUACGCAGCCACACAGGUGAGCGCCCAUACCAGUGCCCUUACUGUGACAAAGCAUUUAGCAAGAAUGAUGGACUGAAGAUGCACAUCCGAACACACACACGGGUCUGCGAUCUGUCCUUCAGCUUGAAGAAGAUGUUGAUACGGCACAAGCUGACCCACAACCCGAACCGUCCCAUGGCCGAGUGUCAGCUGUGUCACAAGAAGUUCACGCGCAACGACUACCUCAAAGUGCACAUGGAGAACGUCCACGGAGAGACAGAUGCGUAGGCUAGGCCGUUACUGAUCUGGGAUCAUUCCAAACCAGGGUCUCGC
This is a messenger RNA of Megalops cyprinoides (Indo-Pacific tarpon), 1806 nucleotides long. It is a transcript of the gene prdm5, whose product is annotated as PR domain containing 5. NCBI's taxonomy places the organism in Eukaryota, Metazoa, Chordata, Actinopteri, Elopiformes, Megalopidae. The transcript is spliced from 14 exons. Gene Ontology annotation, biological process: regulation of transcription by RNA polymerase II. Gene Ontology annotation, cellular component: nucleus. Gene Ontology annotation, molecular function: protein binding; DNA-binding transcription activator activity, RNA polymerase II-specific; RNA polymerase II cis-regulatory region sequence-specific DNA binding. The record is from RefSeq and is a predicted model, not a curated record. Bases 64 to 1761 code for a protein of 565 amino acids.